UUAUAGAAUGAUUUGGAGGAAGAACAAUUAGUGUUCCCUGAGGCUGAAUGGCAUUAGCGGCAUCCCUUAGGUGCUCUUCUUGUAUUUGCUUCGAUGCCCCCCUCGCCGAUUCCAACUCGGACAGAUACAAGAGCUCCUCCAUCAAUUUUCCUCUUCGCCUCCGUAUCCACGAAUCCAGCAAAAAGCCGUUGCUUGUUAGCAUUUCUACCUCAACAAUUGUGUUUGUGGGGCUGAGUCUUUGCAUUUGCUCCUCCGCUUCCGCUCUUACGCCAUUGCCCCGCCGCCUUGAAAAAGAGAGCCAAACAGCGGAUAGCAGGUCAGCAGCUGUAGAAGAAGAAGAUGAGAAAUCGGACGCAGCUUUUGAGGUUUGGAAAUCCAAAUCUUUUGCUCUCACCGUUUCUCUAUCCAUGGUUGCUCUUCAGGGCUCCAUGCCUCCCUCCUGGUCCAAGGAUUUCAUCUCCUCUCAAUCCAGGCGCUUAAAGUUCCAGGCCAAAUUCCGCCCAUCUCUUGAAGAUAUUUUUGCUCAGUUAUGCCUGCCCUUUACUCCAGCCAAAGGCAAAGUGAAUAUUGGGCCUGCAUCUACGGCUGCUGCUGAUAUUGUCACCCUGGGUGACUCUUGGCUCUCUUUCGCUAUCAGAAAAGCUGUUAUCGAACCCAUUACUGCUGCUGAACACCUGGAUUGGUUUAAGGAUUUAAGUCACAAAUGGAAGGUUUAUCUACGCAGGAACCUCAAUGGAGAUAUUGAUCCACAGGGUCAGGUAUGGGCUGCACCCUAUCGAUGGGGUACCAUGGUCAUAGCAUACAAGAAAACCAAAUUUCAAAAGCAAAAGUUGCCUCCUAUACAGGAUUGGGCAGAUUUGUGGAGGCCCGAACUUGCUGGAAGAAUUUCAAUGGUGAAUUCCCCUAGAGAGGUCGUUGGUGCAGUUUUGAAGUACAUGGGUGCAUCAUACAACACAAUGGACAUUGACUUGCAAGUUCCUGGAGGGAGGAACGCUGUUCUUCAGAAUCUAGAAUUACUUGCAAAACAGGUAAAUUUUUUUGACAGUGCGAACUAUCUCAGAGCAUUUUCUGUGGGAGAUGUUUGGGUGGCUGUUGGGUGGAGUAGUGAUGUUCUUCCAGUUGCAAAGCGUAUGUCAAACGUAGCCGUCAUUGUUCCCAAGUCUGGAGCUAGCUUAUGGGCUGAUCUAUGGGUAAUUCCAGCUGCCUCGGGACUUAAAACAGACCGUAUUGGGGGCCGCGUGAGAGGUCCAUCUCCACUAAUCCAUCAAUGGGUGGAGUUCUGUUUACAGACAGCAAAUAGUCUACCUUUCAGGCAAGGGGUAACAGCCGGUGCGUCCCCCUCGGCCCUAGUGAGUGGACCUCUGAAAUUGCCUGAAGAGCUGACCAAGGGUAAGCCAAAACUAGACACAAACAUAGUUGCUGGAGCGCCACCACUUGAAAUAUUGGAAAGGUGUGAGUUCCUGGAGCCAUUAUCUGAUGCCACGUUAUUGGAUUAUGAAUGGCUCAUUAAAAACAUGCCCAAAUGUGGCCCAAAUUUUAUAGAGUAUGUCUCUUCAUUAGUUGGAACUUUGAGGAAGCCAAAAUUGACAUAAGAUUCACUGCGUGGCCAUGUAGUUAUUGUCACUUAAACCAAUACAUACGGUGCAGAUCGACCAUUAAUUUG
This is a messenger RNA of Hibiscus syriacus, 1663 nucleotides long. RefSeq lists its product as uncharacterized. Lineage: Eukaryota; Viridiplantae; Streptophyta; Magnoliopsida; Malvales; Malvaceae. The transcript has 6 exons. Gene Ontology annotation, cellular component: periplasmic space. Gene Ontology annotation, molecular function: polyamine binding. The record is from RefSeq and is a predicted model, not a curated record. Bases 48 to 1592 code for a protein of 514 amino acids. Gene Ontology annotation, biological process: polyamine transport.